CCGCCUUUGGUCAAAUUUGACUAAAUUUACUUCGUUAUCAAUGAUGAGCAGCUGACAGAGCUCAGAGAAAAUGCAGCCUCUCUACUCAGCUUCGCAGUGUAUUCCAUGGCUUGUGCUAACAGAGCUCAGAGAAAAUGCAGCCUUUCGGCUCAGCUUCAGAGUGCAUUCCAUGGCUUGUGGUCCUCAUCAUCGAAUGUCUGGCCAUUGUCAUCCUCAAUAUCAUCACCAUUGUUGUUUUUGUGAAGAUGAAGUGUCGGCUACAGCGGCGGAGUACAUAUUUGAUCAUCCAUCUGGCGAUAGUCGAUCUCUUAGUGGGCGCAGUCUCUGGGCCACUAAACAUUGAAGAAAGGAUAGCGUGGUUCUGUCCUCUAUGGAAGAUCAGACGAAUGACUAAUUGGUCUUAUCAUUUAUCUUUUGCAUUUGUAAAUUUAUUCUCGUUCACUUCCCUUACAAAUCUUAUUGCCAUUUCCUUAGAACGGCUACACGCAACAUUCUGUCCAUUCAGGCAUCGCUUUAUGAGGAAAUGGGUUUACAGAGCCAUAAUUAUUGUCAUUUGGUUAAUAGCUAUUGUUAGAGAGGUCGCUCAAAUUUUCUUAUGGGAAAUUAGUUAUUUUGAGGUAAUUCAUACUUACUUGUAUAUCCUAUUUUAUGCAGUUUCUUUAUUUGUUAUCUGUGUAUCAUACAUCCUCAUUACCAUCAAAGUACGAUAUAGUCGUCAUCCUCAAUUUCUUUCUAGGUCCAAAAGAGAAAGAAAACUGACGGGUACUGCGCUUACCGUCUCACUUGUAUCGUUACUUUGUUUUCUACCAUUGAUAAUAUAUUUAGCAUGUGCUGGCCUUUCCUUUUCUUCUUUCGCGAAUUUUCAUAUUUAUCUGGCUAUGUUAGUUCUAUUUCUAGCUAACUCACUUGUAAAUCCUAUAAUUUACGUUCUUCGGAUGCCAGGAUUCAGAGAAGGUUUAUUACAGCUAGUUUACAGGAACCCAGACAUUUCUAACGCCUCAGCAAACCUACCACUUCGUAACCUUAGAAGAGUGUAG
This is a messenger RNA of Pocillopora verrucosa, 1037 nucleotides long. The record is from RefSeq and is a predicted model, not a curated record. Lineage: Eukaryota; Metazoa; Cnidaria; Anthozoa; Scleractinia; Pocilloporidae.